UCUCUUCUUCUCUACCUUACAUCAAAGAUGGGGAAAACGCACAUCGAGAUCUGCAUAAUUUCUGCCCAUGGCCUUUGCCAGUCAUCUGCUCUCUGGAGACCUCAAUGGUAUGCUGUUGGAUGGAUUGAUCCUAACAACAAAUACUGCACAAAGGUUGAAAGUUCGAAGAAUCCGAAUCCAACAUGGAGAACCUAUUUCUCAGUUGUUAUCAAUAACAGAAACCCAAACCUGCAAGAAUUGUCACUAACCAUAGAAGUCUACAGGAGUUCAAUUUUCACAAGGGAAAAGCUUCAAGGAACGGCCAUAAUCAUGCUCGAGGAGUUCUUAAUGAAGUUUGGAAGAUACGAGGCUUUAUCAGGAUCGGAGGCUGAGGAGACCAUAAGUUUACCGUUGAGGAAGAAGAACUCUGCCAAACCUCAAGGGCAUGUGGAUGUCUCGAUUCGUGUCUUUGAGGAGAAAGAGGGUGUUUAUUCACAUUCAGAUGCGGGUCUUGGUGAAGGCUUUCGCUAUGCAGAUUCCAACAGUAAUAGUUUUUCAGAUAGGCAAGUCACAUCCUACCCAAAUCAAUCUCAAAGGCCACAACACAGCCCAUUUGAGAAUCAAACACACAACAGACCCCUCCAUCCUUACAAUCACUCAGCUCUCAACACAACCAACUAUGAAGAACAGGAAGCGCAUAAUCGAGCUCGUACCCCUUCACCGCCGCCACCACCUUCAAACACUGGUUUCCUACCGACACUGUUUCCAGACACAUGCAUCAACAUGCCCGGCUCUGGAGCUUUCGCUGCUGCUGCACUGAUAUUUGGUGAUGAUUUCUUAUCAGGAUCAAGUUUUCCUUCAUCUGUAUCAACUGAUCCUUCGUUCUGAUUAUACCGAAUUGUGGCAUGAGAAUGUUGCUAUUCAUAAUAAAUAAACAUCAAAUUUGAACUAUCUUUUCUGUUCACUAUACAACAGAAGAUACUACUUUUCUCGAUCUUCGGAAGUUUCUUGAAGAAAUCUUUUGACGAUGUUCAGGAAAUCCUCUCCCCUUUCUUCAUGAGGAAUGUGGCCGCAGUUCUUGAUUACUUCGAGUCUGGAGCUAGCGAUGGCCUGAGAGAGGCGGCGCACAUUCCAUAAGGGUACUCGGUCAGUAUUUCCAAUAACAAUAAGCUCUGCAAAAAUAAUAGGUUUGAAGAAUUGUGGAUGUGCUUAUGAGAAGAAAGAACAAAUGUGAAAUGGAGUUGAAAUGGAUUGUGAUACUUAAAACUGUAGAGAGUCUAAGCAGGGUGUGAUUGCAGCCAAAAUGCAUUCUCACUGGGUAUAACUUUGGGAAAACUACACAAAACUACGAUGGCCUUUUUUUUC
Messenger RNA from Asparagus officinalis (garden asparagus), 1344 nucleotides. RefSeq lists its product as uncharacterized. The transcript is spliced from 2 exons. The record is from RefSeq and is a predicted model, not a curated record. NCBI's taxonomy places the organism in Eukaryota, Viridiplantae, Streptophyta, Magnoliopsida, Asparagales, Asparagaceae. Bases 28 to 867 code for a protein of 279 amino acids.